CGGCCCGGAUUGGAAAUGGGCCCGGUUUGGCCUCCCUCCCCCAGGAACCCUCCGACUCCAAUCCGGACGCAAGACGCGAGAGGUGAGGGCGUGCGGCUGGUGACACGAGAGGCAACGGCGUGCGGUGCGAGGAGACGGCGUGGCGGCGCACUGACGUUGACGGCGACGGCGACAACUUCCCAUCCGACGUCCGCGCUCUCCGCUACCUUCUCGCCGAUUGUACCAGCAAUUCCUAGAAUUGGUGAAGACGAGCCGCCUCCUUCCUGGGACUUUGUUUUGACUCCGAAAGCUAUGGUUGGAAGAGGUUCACCAAAACUCAGUAUGAUUCCAAAGGGAUCUCCUAAGUUUGGUAGGAUGCUAUCUGCAGCAAGUACUAGGAUGAAGACAGUCUCUCCUCAAAGCAUACUUGCUAAGAAGACUGCAAGCUCUCCAAAAGGCAACCAAGUCAAGCAGAGAGCAAUUUGGAACGCGGAGUUGGAGAAGUCACUUGUUGAAAUCCUUUUCGAGUACAAAGUCAAUGGUUGUAGAGGAGAUAAUGGCUGGACCACUAAAGGUUGGAAUAGAAUGGUGAAGGAAUUCCACGCAGGGAACAAAUGCGUAUCAUUCACCAAAAAUCAAGUUCAAGAGGAGGGUCAACUGAAAAGAGAUUACAAGAUGUUGAAAGCGGUCAGACAACAAAGCGGGUCUUCUUGGAACGAGAAGAGAUGCAUGGUCGAGGGAUCGCCAGCUAUGUGGCAAAACUUGCAAAUUAUAAGUGGAUUUGUGAUCAAUAUCUUCCUUUGCAUGUGAUUUGUGAUUUCUUUGAUGCCUUACAAUGAUUUGUGGUUAUGCUUUUGCAUGUGUAGACAUUCCCAAAGAUCAAAAAGUUUCGCAACAACAAGGCCAGCUUUCCCUUGUAUGAUGCACUUGGUGAGCUAUAUGACGGCCAUCUUGCUGAGGGAAAACACAACUGCACCUCCUUUGAUUCAAUGGAAGAUGAGAAACCCCUGAGGCUAGUACAGGAAUUGGAAGAUGAUAGUCAAGAGCAAGAUGAUGUUGUGCUGCUCGAAGACCAAAGAAACUCAAGAGAGGAAGAAACUGAUGUUGUGCUGCUUGGAGACCAAAGAAACCCGAGAGACAAAGAAACUCAAGCUGAGGAUUCAAGAAUUGUUACUGAAGAGCAAAGAAGACAGGCUUUAAUAGCAAAGAGGAGACAAAAAAAGAAGAUAACAAGACUAGUAAGAAUUCAAGAGUGGAGAGCAUGAUGGAGCGAUACCUUGAGAUGAGGAGUAAACAAGCCGAGGAAGAAGUUGCAGCUAGAGAGAAGGUAUGUUCACAAGCAACAGAUUAUUUUGUCAAGUGUGUAUUUAUUGAGCUCAAUGGAUGUUACCAAACAAGAGAAGGCAAAGGAUUAUGCAGUUCUUAAGACCCCAGCAAAUAGAGAAGUCUUUAUGUGUGCUUGCGAAGAUGACUUAGAGUCUGCUUUAAUUUAGCUGAGAAGUGAAAUGGCCUAGCAUCACCAAAGUUGACACAUUUGAUGAAGGAAAACAAUGGAAGUACAUGGUCCAAGGUCGCCAGGGUGACAGAAUGGAUCCAAGGUCAAUACUCAAAGCUACUAGACUGCCAUAGGAGAAGGACAUGGUCUGAGUACAAGAGGAUUUAUUUGCUGCUCUGACAAUAUAGAAUAUUUAUGUUUUCAAACUGGUUACAAAAUUAUGCUUUGGACUUAUGCACUUUGGGUGUAAUUGUAAUUUAUUUUUUGGAUCUAGUGACCAUUUUCAUGUUUAAACAUGAUAUUAGCACUUUGGGUCUGAGUAUUUAGUCACAGCCAUUAUGAGCUGUUCUUGGGACACGGAGAAGAUUAUCUUUUGGGGGAUAUCAAUAAUGGAAACUCAUCUAUUUGUUAGUGUC
Oryza sativa Japonica Group (Japanese rice) is the source of this 1890-nucleotide messenger RNA. RefSeq lists its product as uncharacterized. Lineage: Eukaryota; Viridiplantae; Streptophyta; Magnoliopsida; Poales; Poaceae. The record is from RefSeq and is a predicted model, not a curated record.